Molecule: messenger RNA, 1528 nt
Organism: Rhodamnia argentea
Lineage: Eukaryota; Viridiplantae; Streptophyta; Magnoliopsida; Myrtales; Myrtaceae
Product: GDSL esterase/lipase At5g45960
Exons: 5
Coding region: 121-1293 (390 amino acids)
Molecular function (GO): hydrolase activity, acting on ester bonds
Source: RefSeq, a predicted model, not a curated record
AACCACAGCGCAAGAGACAACCACGCCUAAGUUCCCCACAAAUUUUCCUGUCGUAAGCUGACCGACUUCGUCAGUCUUGUCUUGACCGAACUCGUGCAGCAACUCAAUGCAGCUAUAAAGAUGGAGCCCCGGGUUCGCUCGCGUCGCUCCUUGUUUCCUCGAUCACUUCCGCGACCGAAGAUGCGGACGGAUCGUUCAUGCCGCGCCCGACACUUCUUCUUGAGAGCCCUCGUUCUCUUCCUGUCCCUGCGGGCCCUUCGAGCUCUCCCCUCGAAGCGCGCCCGGGCCUUGAACAACACGGUCUCGGCCAUGCUUGUCUUCGGGGACUCGACGGUUGACCCGGGGAACAAUAACUACGUGAGGACGGCGUUCAAGAGCGACUUCCCGCCUUACGGCAGGGAUUUCGCCGACCAGGUGCCGACGGGGAGGUUCACGAACGGCCGGCUGGCGAGCGACUACAUCGUAUCGUACAUCGGGAUUAAAGACUAUGUGCCGGCGUAUUUGGACCCAAGCCUUAGCUUUGAGGAUUUGAAGACUGGUGUGAGCUUUGCUUCUGCUGGUUCUGGAUACGACCCUUUAACACCAGCUCUUAGCAAUGUGGUGUCAAUGCCAAAGCAACUGGAGUACUUCAAAGAGUACAAGAAGCGGCUCGCGUCGACGAUGGGGAAGCAAAGCAUGGAGCGCCACAUCAACAAGGCUGCCUUCCUCGUGAGCGCCGGCACCAACGAUUUCGUCGUCAAUUACUUCACUGUCCCCGUCCGGCGGCGGAACUUCACCGUCGCCACCUACCAGCAAUUCUUGUUGCAACACGUGAAAGACCUCACUAAGGGUUUAUGGGAGGAAGGAGCAAGAAGGGUGGGCGUGGUGGGUCUGCCUCCGAUGGGUUGCUUGCCCAUCAUGAUCACACUCAACUCGAACAGCCCCCUCCUGCAGAGAGGCUGCAUGGACCAGUUCUCGUCGGUGGCGAGAGACUACAACGCCCUCCUCCAGAAGGAGCUGGCCUCCAUGCAAAGCAGCUUGGCGAGUCAAGGCUCCAGAAUCUAUUACGCAGACAUAUACCAACCCUUGAGCGACGUGAUCCAGAGGUUCCCGAGUUAUGGGUUCGACCAAGCUCUGAGCGGAUGUUGCGGGACUGGGAUGCUCGAGGCGUCGUUCAUGUGCAACCCCAAGUCGUUCGUGUGCCCGGAUGCUUCCAGAUACGUGUUCUGGGAUUCGAUACACCCCUCCGACAAGACUUAUUACCUGGUCUUCCAGACGCUUCGCCCCGUCGUCGAUGCAAUCAUUCGAGACUAGCUCGAUCUUCGACCUCGCGGCCUCGUUAUUACUACUACUACAUUGUUAUUUUUCCCUGCCAGUUAUGAUUCGCGAAAUCCUUCGGUGGCUCGCUGCGAAGGAUGUGGUGAUUCUCUGGAUGUUGUGCGCACCUUAGAGAAGUGUAUAUUCGUAUACUGUAUAUCAUGAGCUGUGUAUCGUAAAAGUUCAUUGCACUAACAGAAGUUGAGCAUGAACUUGUUCUUUGUUUUUUCCU